This is a messenger RNA of Leptosomus discolor (cuckoo roller), 413 nucleotides long. The record is from RefSeq and is a predicted model, not a curated record. NCBI's taxonomy places the organism in Eukaryota, Metazoa, Chordata, Aves, Leptosomiformes, Leptosomidae.
GAGACACAAUAAUUCUGAAACCGGGGCUGAAGGCGGAGCGGGGGCGUCUGGCGGGAGGCAGCGGCAAAGCGAGGCAUGAAAGCCGGUUCCACAAGAUGGGUUCGUUCAGAAGGCCCCGGCCUCGCUUCAUGAGCUCCCCAGUCCUCAGUGACCUGCCGCGGUUCCAAGCGGCCCGGCAGGCUCUACAGCUCAGUUCCAACUCUGCCUGGAACAGUGUUCAAACGGCAGUGAUAAAUGUGUUCAAAGGGGGAGGCUUGCAGAACAAUGAACUUUACACCCUCAACGAAAAUAUCAGACGGCUGCUGAAGAGUGAACUUGGAUCCUUCAUCACAGAUUACUUCCAGAUGAUGAUGGAGGUACUGGACAUUUUUGACGGGGGCCAUAUAGCUUUGGGAUUGAUCAUAUUGAUGGGA